AUGGUGCCUGCAAUGGAAAGGUCACGCAAAGCGGCCCUGAGGACUAGCAUCACGUUGACUUCCACCUCCAGCUCCUCCACGAGCACCACAACGCCUUCAAUUCAAUGUCGGCUCUUCUUCGGUGGAGUACCCGUGCGUGCUGCCAACGCAUCCUUUGCAGAGGCUGUGCCGGGCUUCCCCGUCGUGCCAGCCGCGGCUGCGGCCACGGCCGUCUGCCAAGCUGGCCAGACGGGUGACACGUGCAUUGCCCAAAGCUCGACAAGCCCGACGGGGCAUGGCAAUGGUGGCAAUGGCCAAUGUGACGAGCGAGGCGACGCUGAGGAGCUCCUCUGCCCAGUAGAGGUGGAGGUGAUCCCUGGCCAGCCACAGCCCGCCUGCAGGGUGUGUGCCACGAUCGCUUCGCAGGAUUGGGGAAGCACUGGCUAUCAGAUGGAUCAAGGCGAAAUUCGCUGGGCCCCCAACUCCUCCGACUCCUCCUGCGGGGCGCUGGACGAUUCCCUCAUCGACAGCUACGAGGUCUGGAUCGUAGACUCCUGCGGGCAGAAGCUCGAGCUGGUGGGGGCCCUUCGCCCUCGGAUCCAGGUGUGGACAGCCGAGAUGCUCGAAUGUUGCCAUCCUUCGUGGUAUGCCCUCCCACUGAGUGGCCUCGUCCUGCCACCGGUGUCUGUUGGUUUCCUCAUCGUGCCCUUCCAGGGAAAUGUGAGCUUCCCGGGAGCGAUGCUUCCCGUUUACCACCGUGUGCAGACCAGCACGACAUCCUCCGCUUCGUCAACCUCCACUACUUCAAGCUCGAGUUCUUCAACCUCGAGUACUACAACUUCCAGUACUUCUACUUCUUCCACUUCCAGCAGCACGACGUUGAGCACCACAUCUUCCGUAUCCGUUACAUCCACGACCUCGGCUACGACGACCACGUCCUUGACGGUGACCUCCAUAACAUCCGUGACCAGGACCUUCACGACGAGGACCUUCACCUACACGAUUAUUCCUGGAGACUGCCCGUUGCCAUUGACGGAUGUCACCCAGAACGCGCUGGACUGCCUCUCCAAAACACCUGGUGAGACCUGUGAAGUGGUUUGUGCCGAAGGCUUCGACGCAAACGCCACGACCCUUUUGUGCAGCGAGACCGAAGUCUUCGAAGGUCCACUCCCCACGUGCACGAGACCCUGCGUCGCAGGCUUGCCUGGCGGCCUAGGCAUUCUGAGCAGCGACUGCGAAGGCAAGGUGAACGGCCAGAGCUGCGAGGUCUCCUGUGACGUUGGCUUCGCCGGUGCGCCCGUGGAGUACUUCUGCAAUCCGACCGGCUUCUUUGAGGGGCCCGGACUGGAAUGCGCGGUGCCGACCUGCACAGAGGAGGGUCUACCCAGCGGCCUCGACACGAGCGACUGCGCGAACACGGAACUGUUCAGGUUCUGUUUCGUGCGCUGCCCUGCUGGUUAUGUCUUUAACGAAGCGGUCUUCCUCUGUCAGUCUUCCGGCAUCUUCUUGGGCACGGCUCCCGAAUGCCAACGGCUGAGCUGCAGUUCCAACCUGCUGCCGCAGCAGGUGGGCCUGAACAUCUCUGACUGCCUUGGAACCUUCGCCGGAAGCUCCUGUCUGGUCUCCUGCGAACUUGGCUACGAAGGCAUCUCUUCGAUCUUUUCCUGUGACCUAGACGGGACCUUCAACGGGCUGGCACCGUCCUGCGCGCGGAAAGUUUGUCCCAUCCCUUCCCGAUUGGUCGCCUCCGAGCUCUCCACUGACUGCGCGGGCGUACAACAUCUCGACCGCUGCAUUGGUCGAUGCAUGCCGGGCUACACCGGUUCGCCCACUGAGCUGCGCUGCUUUGACGGCCAACUGACUGGGCCAAGCCCGCGAUGCCUCCCGAACACCUGCUCCUUGUUCGGUUUCAGCCUCGGCAGCGGCGUGAAUGUGACAGACUGCGUUGGCGCAAGGACUUCGCAGAACUGCAGCCUGGACUGCGAGCGUGGCUACUUCCCUGUGGGCGUUCCGGCGAUGAGCUGCCAGAGUGACGGAAGCUUCCUGAGAGGCAACUUCUCCUGCCUUCCGACGCCCUGUGGCGGCAUCUCCAAGGUCUCUCCCUUCGACGAAGCCCGGUUCGGGGACUCCUGCAUCAGCCAGAGCUUCGGCGACUUCUGCAGCGUCUUUUGCGAGACCGGCUGGACCAUUUUGGGCAAUGCCACGUUGAUGAUCUGCGACGCUGGACCCAACAGCAGUGCCGGGUACACGGAGUCCUUGAGUCUGAUGCCCGCAGAGACAUCCCAGGGGCCAACGUGUAUCAGCAACCCCUGCAGGAUUGGCCUGCCUAACAUCUUGGGCGUCCAACACGAUUGCCUGGGCAAGACGACCUUGCAGACCUGCACAGUGAACGCCUCGUUUGGCUUUACCAUGGAGGGGCCAAGCUCUGCAGUGCUGCAGUGUCACAUCGACGGCCAAUUUGUGGGGACGGUUCCCGAGGUGAAGACGGCGCAGUGCCCUUCGCCGAACUUCGACGCUAGCGUUGGAAGCACCUGCGAGAACAAGUCGAUCGGAGCCGAGUGCUGGGCUUUCUGCAAGUCGGGCUUUACUGGGGACCCGCAGCCCUAUCUCUGCGUAGCGGACGAGGCUGCCAACCUCCUCGAGGUGCGGCCGGCGGCGGCGGGGACUUCCAUCGCUUGCCAGGGCCAGAACUCCUCGAGGCGCCUCCAAGCCGCGGCGGCGGGAGCGGUGGUCGGAGGAGAACCGCCGCCGCGGGAGCUCCUCGCAGCUUGCAACCAGCCAGCCGUGGAUGGCUUUGGACUGGCGCUGCCCCAGUACGAGCACAGCUGCGCUUCUCUGCUUCACGAGGAGCUCUGCAUCGCCCACUGCAGUUUGGGUUGGGAAAUGACCGGAUCGGCGACGCUUCUUGUUUGCGACAACGGAGCCCUGAGCGGCGGCGUCCUGCCAGCUUGCGCAGCACAGCAGUGCUCCUACAACGUCCCAAGUGCGGUCGGAUUGCGGCACAACUGCAGCAAUGUCACGACGGGCGAAAUCUGCACGGCAAGUUGCACAGAGGAGGGCUUCGAGCACUCCUCCGGCGGACCAGAGCUGUUCGAGUGUAUGCCGAGCGGCGCAUUCAGUGGAACCCUUCCACCGUGCCAGCGGCGCAGCUGUUUGGACUUGGUGCUGGAUGACAGCAAGUUUGCGCACAACUGCCGUGACAUGGUGUUCCUGGACACCUGCGGCGUAACCUGUGCCAGGGGCUGGAACCUGGUGGGCUGGGCCUCGCAGUUCGAGUGUGGCAGUGAAGGAGACAUCACCGGUGUGCCUCCUACCUGCGUUGGCAAUCCAUGCGUGAACAAUCUUCCCGUGGACCAGGCUUUCUCUGGCGAGGACUGCUCUGGAUUAACGACCGGGAUGACCUGCGCCGUUACCUGCAAGCCCGGAAGCACCGAGAACUCGGCUGUCCUCACCUGUGGCAUCGGUGGCUCCUUGGUGGGAGAGUUGCCGGUCUGCCUGCCUGCGACGUGUGCCACGAGCCCAACACUACAGGACCCCUCCGUGGCGCACGACUGUGAAGACGUGGCAUUCGGACAAGGUUGCAGCGUGUACUGUGCAGAUGGGUAUCAGCUGGCCUCUGGGCAGACAGGCGAGAUGUGGCAGUGCCUCCUCGACGGCAGCAGAGUGAGCCUCUCUGGAGUAUUACCCGUUUGUGAGGCUGUGACAUGCCCUGGCUUGACCCCCAGCAAUGCCUUCACCGACAACUGCAGCAAUCUCCCAGCUGGCGAGUUCUGUGAGCGAGGCUGUGCAAGAGGCUUCCGCCCAGCCGGAAGCGGAAGCGUGGAGCGGUACAACUGCAGUCUGGACGGCGGCCUCAACAGCGAUGGAGCGGAAAUACGUUGCCAGCCUGUUUCCUGCAGCACGGACUUCGAGAUCCCGCACGUCGUCCACACCUGUGCCGGCGUCUUGGCCGGGCAGAGCUGCUUCGCCUACUGCUCUCCGGGCUACGGCGUACCGCUCCCGGAGGUGGCCUUGCCUUGGCAGGGCUUCGCACGGCUCUGGCAGGUGCUACCAUGGAACUGCUCGGCAGACGACUCGCCAGUGGUGAGAGAUGCGCCGUUGAUUGACGGCUACGGCUUGCGUGGCAGGGUGCCGGAAUGCGUUCCUCAGAUCUGUGCCUACAACAUCCCCUUUGGACCUCAAUUCUCACACGACUGCCAAGGCAUUGUGACGGAUCAGAGCUGCAACGUGAGCUGCGCAGCUGGCUUCGCUGGGCCCAGUGUCACAUGGAGCUGCGGCACCGACGGAGUGCUGAACGGCACAUACCCGACCUGCUCGCAGCUCCCUGCCACCCGGACUUCCACGACCAUGAGCACAGCGAGCACAGUCACGGGCAGCAGCUCCAGCACCUCCAGCGUCGCUGACUUGCUGGUGCAGAUUCUUGGGGAGCUGGACUUGGUCUCUUCGCCUGCCUUCCUCGACGACUCGAAAGUGCCGGAAGGCCUGGACACGGGCCUCAGAGAGCUUCUGGGCACCCCCGAAGCCGAGGUGCAGGUGACGCUGGAGCAGAAUGCCACCCAGGACAGCGUGGUGCAUGUGGCCUUCGUGGCGGACGCGAGGUUCUACAGCUCACAGGAAGUGGAGAACUUCUUUGCGAGGGCAGGGCGGCUUUCGGAGAUGACGGAGUUGGAGGUGAGGGCUCUGCUGAACCGGAAUCUCCUCGAGGCGGGCGCCGGAGUGGAGAUCCUGAGCCUCCGCGGGAUGUGGCUGCGACCUUCCACGAAGGCCGGCGCGACCAGCAAUGGAGACAUCGUCGUCCUGGUGGAGGGCCCGGAGGCAGAAGCACCUCCGGACAACUCCAUCGGGGUGGCAUGGUUGCUGGUUGCUGCAAGCUUUGCCAUUGCACUGCUUUCCGGCGUGCUGGCGUGCUUCUACUUCAAGACCGCUGGGCGCAGUCAGGAGCCAACAGCGGGAGAGGUGGACUUUGAACAGCCGGAGCUCACUGGAGCUACCGCGCAAGGGCCGAUACUGCCGACAGCCGGCAAAGCUGCGAAGGGUGCGAAGGGUGCGAAGGGCGGCAAGGGGGCCGAGGAGACUUUGGCGGUCAUCGUGGAUUCCUGCGAGGACACGGAACUGGCGGAACUGGAGCUCAAGGAGGCCCUCGACGCGCUCGAUGAGCUGGGUAUUGACUUCGUGGAGGAUGAAGAGCAGUCGGAGCAGUCUGAGAGACUUCGUGAAGCACUUGCAGCCGCUGGCAUUGAAGUCCUGGAGGACGACGACCAGUCUGCCGGCAUUGAGUUCAAGGACUCGGAGUUGGCUAUCGAGGACGCCCUUGCCGCAGCCGGCAUCGAACUCCAGGAGGAUGAGGACUCGGUUGUCGCACGUGAGCGUGAGCCUGCUCGGGAUGAAAAGCUGGACGAGGAUGACGACAUCUUGAUGGUCUGA
Molecule: messenger RNA, 5403 nt
Organism: Symbiodinium sp. CCMP2592
Lineage: Eukaryota; Dinophyceae; Suessiales; Symbiodiniaceae
Source: the annotation of a GenBank genome assembly